Molecule: messenger RNA, 1186 nt
Organism: Protopterus annectens (West African lungfish)
Lineage: Eukaryota; Metazoa; Chordata; Ceratodontiformes; Protopteridae
Gene: KRT222
Product: keratin 222
Exons: 7
Coding region: 222-1085 (287 amino acids)
Molecular function (GO): structural molecule activity
Source: RefSeq, a predicted model, not a curated record
AACAUAGAUGGUUCACCACACUGCAGGAGAGAAUUGAUAUUCUCUGUAAAACCAGAACGGAACUGGGAACCCACACUUCAGUUCUCAAAAACACUGUUGCAGUGAAAAAGGAAGAACUUGCAUGUUUCCAGCUAGAUCACAAAGAGGCAGUACAGGCUCUGCACCAGUCAGUGCUUCCUCUUGUCAACAUUCAGUUUGCAACGGUAGACGAUGGAAGCAGCAUGGAGCUGUCCCAGCUUCUCAACGAGAUCAGAACACAUUACGAAGAGUUCAUCACCAGCAACCGGAUAGAAGUCAAUCCCCUCAGUAGAGCACAGCUGGAAGAAGAAGCUAACCGGAGGAUGAGCAAAGAGGAAGAAGCAUUAAAGAUGGCCAGAGCUGAGCUUAAUGAGGCAAGACGUCAGUGGCAAAGUCUGCAAGUGGAAAUUGAAUCUCUAUAUGCUCUGGAGAAAGGCUUGAAGAAUUCCCUUCAAGCCACAGAAGAUCAUUAUAAAGCAGAACUUCAAAGUUUGGCGGCUAUUAUAAAGGAACUUGAAGAAGAGCUUCAUGAUGUCCGGCAAAACAUAGAAAAGCAGCUAACUGAGCAUCAGACACUGCUAAACACUAAUGUGAGGCUGGAACAGGAGAUCACAAGGUACAGAAGGAUACUGGAGAAAGAAGAGAGCAGACUUGGCAAUACUCUAGAAGGUACCAUCAAACAGAGUAAGCUUGAGGUAGAAGAUGAUCUCAGACCUAUUGUGAGCAUGAAACAUGUCUCCUCUGGCUCUCCUUCAGAAACAAGUCUGGAAAAAAGCAUUGAAACGGUUAAAACAGAAGAGGUUGUAAAUGGUUACAUUGUAAAAGAAAGUGCUGAGGCCCACGGCACUGUUCGGGCAGAGAAAGUGGAUGCAGUUAUUAGAAAAUGGGAAGACUCUUUCUUCAAAGACCACCCUCGCCUGCGGAAGAAAACGGUGUCUCUGCGUUUUGAUCUUCAUAUGGCAGCAUCAGAUGAAAACUGUUCUCAGAAAAGCCAGGAUGAGCCACCAAAUAUUGAAGUACGACUAGUGAUGAAAAGAUCUCAGAGUAUUCCAUCAAUCAACCAAUGAAAAGUCACCUGAAAGGGUAUCUGCAGUAGGACUAACAGUGCACAAUGUAUAUUCAUUCCAACCAAGAUCUGUUAAGUGUAGUUGUCUCAGUGGGAGAUAUC